GCAACAAUAUGAUUUCCCCAACAGUAGUUCGUAAAUUUAGUUACACUUACAGUAAACUGGGUAAUUUUCGCUGCUUUUCAAGUCAAAUUUGCACAAGAUAUCGAGUGCCAAAAUUUCUGUGUAUUUACAACUGUAAAAGGGAAUCUCUCAAUAGGCCUAGUGUUUUGCCUUACAUUACUUUUGCUAAAAGUAAAAGAUUCUCUUUCGUAAAUAUAAAAUUAUUACGCAUGAUGGCAUCAUCAGAAAGUGAAGAUUUACCGGAUAGUGAUAAAAAAAAAUAUUUGAAGAUGCCUUUGAAUGAAAAGAGACUCCACUAUAAGUGUUCCAAGUAUGUCACAUUGGGUGAUGUUCCAUCAUGGCCUGAUUACUACAAAAACAAAUGCUUACAGAAGGAUAGUGAUACUUCAUCUGGUCUUGUUCAACAUGGUAUAAACAAAAAGAUUUCCUUGUUCAUUGGUGAUAUCACUGCUCUUGAAAUAGAUGCCAUUGUGAAUGCUGCCAAGAAAUCUUUGAGAGGAGGAGGAGGAGCCUUGAAUCAGAUUCAGCAUUCAUCCUGCUGUACUUGGAUUACAGGAUCACGAAUGAUGAAAAUAAUGUUUAACAUGGUUGAUGGUGCCAUACAUCGAGCAGCUGGUCCAAGCCUGCUAGAAGAAUGUAUUGCUUUAGGGGGAUGCAAUACUGGUGAUGCAAAAAUUACAGGAGGCUAUAAGCUACCUGCAAAGUAUGUAAUUCAUACUGUUGGGCCAAUUGGAGAAAACCCUGAGAGUCUUCGCAGCUGUUACUUAAAAUCAUUGGACCAGUUAUUAGAAAACAAGCUCGAAAGUGUGGCCUUUCCCUGUAUCUCUACUGGAGUUUACGGUUAUCCAAAUGAUAAAGCAGCAGAGGUGGCUUUAAAAGCCAUCAAGGAAUGGCUGGAGACAGAUGACAAUAUUUCUAAGGUUCAGUGCAUCAUGUUUUGCCUUUUUCUUGAAAAAGAUGUCAAAGUUUAUGAAGAGUUGAUGCAACAAUAUUUUCCUUGCACCUGAUAAACCUCUUGAAAUGUCUGGAAGUAAUAUAUAUAUAUCUAUAUAUAUAUGAACUAUUUUCAAAUUAUUUACCAAUGCAGAGUAAUGAAGCAUGAAGUCAGUUAUCAAACUUUUUUUAUUUAUUGUGUAACCCCGCAGGUCCCACAGUUUUUUAAAUAUUUGGUAUAGGUAGUUAUGUGAUGUAUGUGAAAAUCUCUCAACAAACUUUCUUUCAGAUAAUGAAAUGUUUAAUAUUUUUUUAUUGAGGCUUAACUAAAAAAACAACAUUGAAUUAGUUUGUGAGUGUAUAGUAUUGAAAGGAACAGAACUUAAUUUUUUGAGUUUAAAACUUUUCUCAGACUUAUUUUUUAUGAAUUUUUGCUUCUGAGAACACUUAAAAUCAGGAAUCCCAUGAAAAUAAUAAUGCUUAUGAAAAAUGGCUAUAAGCAGGAUUCACUUAACAAAAUUUAGUGUCUAACUAAUCCAUCUUAUAUGUUUGUGUGUAUACAGAGGUGUGAAUCUUUGAUCUAUUGUAAACAAAUUUUGGUUUAUAAUAUAAUAUAAUAAUUGGUUUAUAAUUCUGAAAAUACAGAACUCCACUACCAAUUGCCAUCCAUAGACAGCCAGUUUUGUACUGUUCAAAAUAAUGCAUAUUUAUAAUAUGUUGACCUGUUCACUAUAAAAACAUAGCCAGGAAAUGUAUAAGAUACAAAUUUCAUUUCUCUUUCACAAUUUUCAAGUUCAUUCGAAGUCCUGCCAUAUCCAACUUCAGCAAAAAUAUAGAUUCUUCAUAAAUAAUGGGAAAUUGAUUGUGAAUUUCUUCCAUUGUGUUAGAAUUUGUUAAAUAAAGCCACAGGUAAAAACCUCGUGUAAUGGAUGUCUGAAUGUUUUGGUUUGUUUUCAGUUUUUUGAAAGGGCAAGUAUAAGAUUUCAGACAUAUGAUUUUUGCAGUGUUCAUAUUGUUUAAAAGACCACAUUUUCCUAUGAUAAGUGUUCCAUUAGUUAAAUAACCAAAAAAUUGUGGCAUUCGGUUGUUUAAGGUAUUUUUAAUAAAAUGUGAAUAUGUGCCACUAAAACAAAGUUUGAGUUCUUGCAUUAAAAAUGCUUGUUUUUGGCAACUGAAAGAUACUGAAAUUUAUACCUAAAUAAGUUUGUCAUUGUAAUUUUAUGUAUACUUAUAUACACAAGUCUGAGUUAAGUAUUUAUGGGUGAAAUUUUUUCUUUCAAACAAUACUAUAUGUAGAUAGUUGUCAACAUAUGAAAUAAGCCUAUUUCCCAGUUGUGCAACUUUUUCUUCCUUUAUUCAUUCCCAUACUUUCAAUAUUACAUUUACUAACUUAUGAAUUUCUAGCUUUAGUACCUAAUUUAAAUUGGGUAAAAAAAAAAGUGAUUUAUCUGUGAAACAGUUUUUCAAAAUAUUUCCAAAUGAACUGAAUUAUUAAUUAGUGUCCAUUCUAGUAUGUUAUUUAAGUCUAAACAUUUUAUUUUCUUUCUGUAUUGUAAAACAAACUAUAACACUUGUUUAUUCGGCAGUUGCUAGCUGGCCAGUCAUUCAUUUUUAGAUAAAUAAACAAUUAUAUAAUUUGUAAUGACUAAUGCUUGAAAGAUAUAAAACUUUUAACACUUGAGCCAUUAAAUAUAUAAUGUUAAUAAACUUAAUAACUCGUAGUACAUUGCAGUGUUUUUAGUCCAUAUUAUACUUUAAUAAUCAUCAAGGUAGUGAUAAAAUACUAUGUUAAGUUAAAGGUUUUUAAAAAUUUGCAUUCAUUGCACAAAACAAAUACAGGAUAAUCUAGAAAAUAUAUGUAUAUAAAUUCAAAGUACCUGAACUUCAUCAAUGAACAAUUGACAAGAAAUAUGAAAGGUUAAAGAUGAUUGUGAGAGAGUUAAAAGUGGGGGUAUAAUUUAGAUUAAUAGACUUACCUCUAUUAGGAGCUCCAAGUUUUGUUUUCCAUGUGACACAUUUUGAAAUGUCAUUGCAGAAGAGGAUGUUUUAAGAAAAUAAUGCUCAUUUAAAUGACACUAACAUAAUGGUGGUGCUCAUCUCAGCAGAUAAGUGAGUUUUCAUAAACCAUGAAAUUAUCCCAAGGACAUAGGGAGUUAAAUAAGUCAUCCUUCAUAUAAAAAGGGAAGAUUUAUCUCAAACGUAAAGAUUACACUAAAUUUCACUUAAAUAGCACAAUGUUUUUAGUUGGUUGGACAAAAAGAGAACCUGUUGUCCCAGGUAAGGAUGUAAUGGGAAAUAUCUGCAAGUAUACUACCAUUUGUUAUUUGGGAAUAUUUUGGUUAGAAUAACUACUGGUAUUCAUUAUAACUUGCCAUCUCAUGCAGGAAAUUAAUUUCUCAGUAAAAGUUGAAAUUAAAAAAAAAAUUAAAAUACGAAAGCAAAAUUAUUAAUAAAUUAAUUUUGUAGUGUGAAAGUUGAGAACUGGAAAAAGUUGUCAUUUAGUAAUAUGACAAAGAGAAUUUUUAAGUCUCAAGUAAAAAAAUAUUUCAAAGAAAAGUAGGGAUUGGUACUCUUUUAAUACCUACAGAACAAAAUUUAGGGCCAUGAAACCUGAAAUGAAUUUAUUUGCUAAGCAUAUGUAAUAAUGUAGCUUGACAAUGAGAAAAUUGCUCACCAUUAACAACUGUUAAACUUGUAACAAGGUUAUCAAUAUUUAAUUUAUUUGAUAAAAGAAAAUUCCUCGUUCUCUAAUACAGUUUAAUCAAGGCAUAUCUAACUUAUGUUUUCAAGGUAAGACAUGUUGCCUGUUUCAUUGUCUAAAUUAACUUUAGUAAACCACUGGUGUCCCUUUGAAACAACAAAAGAUGUUGAAAACCCCAAAGAUUUCUUAAUUUCAACAUAACACAUCCAAGUAUAAAAGAGAAGGGAAUUAUUUUUUUGUAUACAAUAGACUACUUUGUUAAAAUUAACAAUACUCUACAAAUUCUCUUGAUUCAUGUGCAGUACACUGUUGAAAGCUCCCUGAGAAAGCCAAGAAAUAAAGAUGCUAUCACAAAUAUGGAUACAGAUUAGAUCACAUUUAGGUAAAAUACUAGUUAUAACCUUAAAACUGUACUUUUCUUGAAAACUGUUGCAAAUUUCAUCCAUAUUUUAGUAUUUUAUCAUAAAUAGUUAGGCUGGUAAUGUAUUUUACUGGAUUAUACUAUCUAUCUAAGUUAAAAGUUUAUUGUUUAAUAAAGUUCAGAUAGUACAUUUGGCUUAUAACUGCUUCAAUUAUACUUUUAAAUCACCAUUUUAAUUGCUGAAGUUCCAACUUUGAUUAAGUUAUUUCUAUGCAAUUUCUCCUUGCAGCCAGCUAAUAAUAUUUUCUACCCUACAUUUCUUUGUUUCUUCUCACACUCUUCCUUCAAAUGUCAACUGCCAAAGCAUUCUAAACAACCUAUGAGGGAACUUCAAAAGAUAACAGCAUUUGAUUGAGUCCUAUUUCAAAUUUCAUUAUUAUUAAUUCAGUUUGGCUAGUUUUCCCAGUUUGUACUGACUUUGUGCUGGGCAAUAUAACUAAAUGUUUAAAAUUAUCUAAUUCACUUAAUUUUUUUCUCUGAAUGAAUCUUUUGUAAAGAGGAAGGUCAUUUAAAUAAUAAUUUAAAAAAGUUCAUGGUAUUUGUUUCAAACAAACAGUAGCUUAGCUUUUUGGAACGUUUUAUGCUUUUGUCUUUUCCGAGAUAAUUAAAAUUACACUGUAGGUAAACAUUGUUUCUUACACCCUGAAUGUUAUAUUUAUAAUAUCUAAUAUAUUUACUGCUGUUAGAAUAAAACUUAAAAGUUUAAGCACUUUAUAAAACAAUAAUGUAAUUUUGAAGUAGAGAAAAACUGCUGAACAAUUUUUGAUGGGCAAGAGACCUCAUAUGCUAUUACUGUAUUUUUUCUAUCUAAAUUUUGUAUAUUAAAGUCUCAUAGUUCUUCAACACAAAUCAUCGUAUUAUCAACCCUUAGAUAAAGCUGUUUUAAAAUAAGUCAGCUACAUAAGUUAGAAAAGAUACUAGCUUUUUAUUAACCCAAAAGUAAAAUUACAUACACAACAGUACAAUCUAAGUGACAUUUCAUUUGUAUAACUAAAAACUGGAAUAGAUGAAGAAUUUCUACUUUUUCAAUUAUAUAAUGUACUGUAUGUUGUAUUAGUAAAUUAUGGAUGAAAAAUAAAAAAUGUUGAAUUUA
Molecule: messenger RNA, 5166 nt
Organism: Limulus polyphemus (Atlantic horseshoe crab)
Lineage: Eukaryota; Metazoa; Arthropoda; Merostomata; Xiphosura; Limulidae
Product: macro domain-containing protein CT2219-like
Exons: 9
Coding region: 9-1025 (338 amino acids)
Biological process (GO): DNA damage response; purine nucleoside metabolic process; peptidyl-glutamate ADP-deribosylation
Cellular component (GO): nucleoplasm
Molecular function (GO): ADP-ribosylglutamate-[protein] hydrolase activity
Source: RefSeq, a predicted model, not a curated record